Messenger RNA from Geodia barretti, 2721 nucleotides. The record is from the annotation of a GenBank genome assembly. Lineage: Eukaryota; Metazoa; Porifera; Demospongiae; Tetractinellida; Geodiidae.
AUGGGAACAAAGUUCCUGGUAGGAUUUAUGCAAAAUGUUCUCCCAAGAACUGUAGGGAACACUGUGCCUGAUGCAUACCUACUGGUGACGACCAAUGAGACUGGAGUGGUGGAGUUUGAUGUGACAACCAUGUUUGGUGGUGUGCAAAGCUCCAGCACAUAUACAGUGGACUCAACUGCACCGACACGAGUCAACUUUCCAGCUGAUGAUGUCUAUGUGACCAAUAUUCAGGAGAGGGAUAAAGCUAUUUGGGUACAAACGACAAACAACAAGAAAAUAGCCAUCCAAGUUAUCAACGAUGAAUUGCGCUCUACUGACGGAUUUGUUGCUCUCCCAUGUGAUUCAAUGACUGUACCGUCAGAUUUUCGCACAUAUGAAUAUCUCAUUCUCUCCACUAAUCAAGACACGACAGACCAGCCAGGAAGCACACCAAGAUCCAGCCAGUUUCUUGUCAUUACUUGUGAUGAUGACACGGAGGUUGAAGUAGCCCCAUCAACUUCAAUCAGUGGAAGUGGCGUCUUUCAACACCCUCUAUUUGGUCCAGGAACAUCGCAAGCAUCAUCAAACUGGCGAGUCAACACAGACAACAACCUAAUACCUGCACACCAGACGCUCUUAAUCUCAAUAACAAACCAAGACCUUACCGGGACUGUGGACAACACUAACGUUACCAUCACAUGUGUGAAUGCUGGAAGCAGUACUUCAGCAGUAGAUUAUACAGCUACUCUGAAUUCUGCUCAGAAUCCUAACUGGGGACAGUUUGAAACUCACUCAGAAGCUUGUUCUGACCCGUAUGCUCCAAAAUAUUGCUGCUUGGAAUCCUCCAAUCCUGUCGUACUAGCUCAGUACAGCUAUGGUUACUCAAGGGAUGCAACAUGCAAUGGAGGAGAGUUUGGAGAUCCCUUCAUGAGUGUCAUUCCUCCAAUAGUUCAGUAUUUACGCCUUUACCAUCUUGUUCCAGUCAACAUUUCAUCUGGACCUAUUGUCAAUCAUUUCUUCAGUGUUUCUGUUCCAGCAAGAUACUUUCAAACGGACAGAAUUAUGUUGGACAAUGCCCCAUUGGAGCUUAAUGCUACAAAGUGGCACGCCAUCUACUGUAGCACUGGAGAGAUAUGUGGAUAUGGCAUUACAAAGGACUUUGACAAUCAGUACCAUUCGCUCUUCCAUGCUGAUGCCAAUACGGCCAUUUUUGUUCACACCUAUGGCUUCAGUAUUCAAAAUUCCUACGCCAUAGCUGGUGGAAUGGAACUCCAACCAAUUUCUGGUACAAUCAUCAGUUGUACUGUGCCUGACGACUGUGUGGUGGAGGGAAGUUCAGUCACUGUCACCUGUACCAGAUCUCUGGACCAAACUCAACAGAGCAGGAUUCGAGUCAGCACUGAAGAUGGAUCUGCUGUGGCUCCAGCCGACUACACUGCACUGAACAUACCUGAGAACCGACCAAGCUUCUUUGCCGGCAAUGUUCUGAACUACAGAGGAGGAACCCGUCAGGAUUCAGUGAUAUCAUUUGACAUCCAAACUACAGCAGACAGUGAUGAUACGGAGCCUCAAGAGACGUUCUUCCUCAAUGUCUCUCCUGUGAGGACGGCUAUUGUCCUGACACCACGAGUUCCCAUUACCAUUUGUGGAGUCACCCAAGAUAUACGUUGCCCUGAUUUGACUGAUCCUGCCAAUGGUAUGGUGAUGGUUGCUGGAACCUCUCCUGGUGAUGCAGCUAUUUACACCUGCAAUGACGGCUAUAAGCUAGAUGGAGCAUCAAACAGAACGUGUGGUUCAGGUGGUCAAUGGAGUCCUGAGGAACCUAAGUGCUUAGAUAUCAAUGAGUGUGAGAUUGCCACUGAAAUCUGUGAUGGCAAUGCUACCUGUAGUGACACUCAAGGUAGCUAUGAAUGUGUGUGCAACAGUGGCUACUCUGGAGAUGGAUUGUCAUGCACAAUUCCCACACUUUCGUUUUCUUCUGAGACAUAUGUCGGGGAAGAGGUUGAGAGAGUAGCUCAAGUAUGUGUAGCACUCAGUCUUACUCUCAGUAUCCCUCUCGACUUCAUCAUCACAGCCACUGACACGGGCAGUGCUACAGCUGGACUGUCGUGCACAUCUACUGGUGUUACAGAAGUAGAAAUUAAUUGCAGUGGUGUUAGAGCAGAUACAACUCUACAAUGUUCGUUUGAUGGAAGACCACUUCACCGAUGCAGAGUACCAAUGGUACUGACUAGCAUUGUCAGUCCUCCUGGUAACCAUUCUGUGAGAAUUGUGGCCAGCACUGGAGGAGAGAGCACCGUGCCAUAUUACAUCGCUGCUGCUGCAACCAAUGUGCCAGCCAGCGUGCCACCAUUGGAGGUCGUUCUAACUGGUGGUUCACCUCGUGUGAAUGAGAGCUCUGUGGAGGCAGAGUUUUUAACCACCAGACCAGUGACUGGAGUGAGGUGCUUCCUCAGAUAUGAGAACAAAAAUGACUACAAAGACUGUUCUUCUGGUAGUGUGUCCUUCACUGGAUUAAAGCCUGGACGCUAUGUCCUAAAGAUCUUUGCUUACAACAAACAAACUGACAUUGGAACUGAGAAAAGAGUGGUUACUAUCUAACUCCAGUGAACCUUUGGACGCCAUAGGUAUCUCCUUAAAUAAGCAGAAACUCAUGUAUAAAGUGUGUUAGUAAAGUGUGUAGUAUUAGUGCCUAGUAUUAUAACCGCUAUAUAAAUUCUUAUGGACUUAUGGAAGCUCUGA